GUUAUAGACCAAGAGAAAAAAUAUGCUUUAGAGAAGCAUUUUCAGUCAAUUUAUGAAGUAGAAGAUGGGGUUGUAGAAGAAGAACCACCUUUUGAGAAUCCAGAAACAAAUAAGCUUUCUGAAAAGUGCCUUCAAGGAGCAUUAAGAGUAUAUUUUGCUUACCAGGAUGGACAUACAGAGCAUCUUGAACAAAUCUUCUGA
Messenger RNA from Racocetra persica, 201 nucleotides. Lineage: Eukaryota; Fungi; Glomeromycota; Glomeromycetes; Diversisporales; Gigasporaceae. The record is from the annotation of a GenBank genome assembly.